AUGUUUGGUUUGUGUAAGCUUUUUUACAAGAUAAUUCGCUCCUCCAUCAUUCGGGAUUUUGUGAUCUUGCUUUACGAUUCCUUCUCCGAAGGGUCGUAUGAGCAUGAUGAUGACAUAUUGGCAGAUAGCAGCAGUAGUACUACUGCUCCAGAACCAGCGAUCGGCGUUUACGAGUGGAAGCCGGCGGCGGCGGGGUCUACUAGGGAAGUAGAAGAAGAAUCAUGUGCAGUGUGUCUGAGCAAGAUUGAAGAAGGAGAAGAGAUGAGAGAGCUGAGAUGUGAGCAUCAUUUUCAUAGAGUUUGCUUAGACAGAUGGAUUGGAUACAAGGGCGUAACCUGUCCCCUUUGUCGUGAUUUCCUAUUUCUGAGUCAAACUGUCUACAGCACUGCUGAACUUGGGGUGGAACUGGAAUUGCUGCAUUUUAAAUAUUGUUGUUUGAGUUCUUCCGGUCACCGGCGCGAGACAUGGUGGCUACGCUAG
Molecule: messenger RNA, 480 nt
Organism: Juglans regia (Persian walnut)
Lineage: Eukaryota; Viridiplantae; Streptophyta; Magnoliopsida; Fagales; Juglandaceae
Product: RING-H2 finger protein ATL65-like
Exons: 1
Coding region: 1-480 (159 amino acids)
Molecular function (GO): zinc ion binding
Source: RefSeq, a predicted model, not a curated record